UCAGACUAAGUGACUAAAUCUGGCGGCUGCAUUGUUUGGUGGUGCAAGGAACAGUGUCAGACGGAGGGAAAUGUAUGACGAGAAUUGAAUUAACGCAAGACAGGAGGUAGGUGGAGCUUCCUUCUUGGCAGAAAGACGUCGGUGGAAAGCUGCCUUUAAACCUCGGUCUGAUCGUUGGGGGAACACUGAUUCACGUCGAACUGAACUACUCACGUCGAACGUUGCUUACACUUCAUUUCCUGACCCGAGCGGCGCGCGGCCAUCCGGUUGCUAUUGGCAGCGCCGGGCUGGGGUUCUAAAUCAGAACCUCGGGAUAGCGUCUGGGUUCGAUCCGGGCACGCGGGGGUGCACCCAGGCAGUCCGCAACACUUGGCCCGCCUCGUCGUCGCCGCCGACGAACCAGCAGCCUCGCUGCAAGGCAUCGACCCUCGGCCGGCAGUCCCCGCUCUGGGAAGGGAAGAGGGGGUGGGGGGGGGGGGUGAUUAAAAAAAAGAACUUCAGUACGUUGUAAAGCGAAGAAAGGGAGUCAGAUCUUAAUGAUGGCAUUCGGGGAUUUGGAGACGGGGCGCCAAGCGCUUGUCGUGAUCUUGCUCUCUCUCUCCCGUUGUUCGGGCUUUAACUUGGACACCAGCCCAUCCGUUUACUCCGGACCUCAGGGCAGUUACUUCGGAUUUGCUGUCGACUUCUUCACACCUGCCUCGGGACAAAGGAACAUUUUAGUUGGAGCCCCAAAGGCAAAUACUUCUCAGCCAAACAUAGUCGAAGGUGGAGCGGUGUACAAGUGCCCCUGGGAAAGCGGGGUCGCCAGCUGCGAGCAGUACCCAUUUGACAACACAGGUAACAGACUUUUAAACAAGGAUGAGCUGAUGGAAUUCAAAUCCCACCAGUGGUUUGGAGCAUCACUGAGAACUCAGGGUGAUAAAAUUCUGGCUUGUGCACCCCGUUAUCACUGGAGAACAAUAAAUCGCUCAGAACGGGAACCAGUGGGGACCUGUUACCUUGCCGAUGGGGAAAAGAUUGUGGAGUAUGCACCAUGCCGAUCAGAUAAACCUGAAGCUGAAGGUCAAGGAUUUUGUCAAGGAGGUUUCAGCAUUGACUUUACAACGGCUGGUAGAGUGGUUCUUGGUGGACCUGGCAGUUUUUAUUGGCAAGGGCAGUUAAUCUCUGAUGAGAUUAAGGACAUUGUCACACUGUACAAUUCUUCAUCGUUUAUCACACAAUUUCCGAAUCAAAUUUCGACCCGUGGGGCUAAUGCUGUGUAUGAUGACAGCUACCUUGGCUAUUCAGUUACUGUUGGGAACUUCAACAAUGAUUCGGUGGAAGAUUUUGUUACUGGUAUUCCAAGAGGAGCAAAGUGUCUGGGCUAUGUGACGAUUUUAAAUGGAGUUAACAUGGAAUCACUUUACAAUUUUACUGGGGAGCAGAUGGCUGCAUACUUUGGUUACUCUGUUGCUGUUACAGAUAUCAACAAUGAUGGGCUUGAUGACCUAUUGGUUGGAGCACCACUUUUUAUGGUUCGUGGUUCUGAUGGGAAAUACCGAGAAGUGGGACAAGUGUAUAUUUAUUUACAAGAUGCUCCAACUAGUUUUAGAAGUGCUAUGAAGCUGACUGGCACAGAGACUUAUGCCAGAUUUGGGUCUUCAAUUGCACCUUUGGGAGACCUUGAUCAGGACGGCUAUAAAGAUGUUGCAAUAGGAAUUCCUUAUGGAGGGGAAAACCAUAAAGGCCUUGUUUACAUUUAUAAUGGGAAAUCUUCUGGUUUAAAUCCUCAUCCUUCUCAGAUGUUAGAAGGACAAUGGGCUUCUGACAGGAUGCCUGCCAGUUUUGGUUAUGCCAUGCAUGGUGCUGUUGAUAUUGACAAAAAUGGAUAUCCAGAUUUAAUUGUGGGAGCUUUUGGUGUUGACAAAGCAGCAGUUUACAGAGCCAGACCAGUAAUUCAUGUGAAUGCUUCAUUAGAAGUCAGCCCAUCGGUGUUGAAUCCAGAAAACAAAAGCUGUACGCUCAGAGACAAUGUCAUGGUGUCCUGUUUCACAGUUACAUUUUGCCUAAGUGCCUUUGGAAAAAGAGCUACAGACUUAUUGGAUUUUAAUGUGGAAUUACAGCUGGAUAAACUAAAACAGAAGGGUGCUAUCAAGAGAGCUAUGUUUCUUCACAGUUCUCUUUCUUCUUAUGAGAAGAAAAUGCAAGUGGAAAAUAAUCGAAGAAAAGUUUGUGAAGAAUUGCAAGCCUAUCUGAGAGAUGAAACAGAGUUUAGAGACAAAUUAAAUAAAAUUGCUAUCUACAUGAAAUACAGCCUAGAUUUAACUACUGCAACAGAGAAAAAUGGAUUGCAACCAAUCCUCAACCAAUUUACUCCAGAUAAUAUCACCAAACAGGCACACAUUUUAGUGGAUUGUGGAGAUGACGACAUCUGCAAACCUGAUCUGAAGCUCUCCGUGGAAGGGGAUCGAAAGCAGCUGUACAUUGGGGAUGAUAAUCCCUUAACCCUGAUUGUGAAUGCACAGAAUGAAGGUGAGGGAGCCUAUGAAGCUGAAUUACACAUUGAGCUACCACCACAAGCAGAUUAUGUUGGGGUUGUUCGCAACAAUAAGAGUCUUGCCAGAUUGUCCUGUGCUUACAAGACAGAAAAUCAAACCCGGUUGGUAGUUUGUGAUCUUGGAAACCCCAUGAAAGCAGGAACAAAUCUCUUGGCUGGUCUGAGAUUCAGCGUACACAAGUUGCAAGAGGCCGAAGCAGUUGUUACCUUUGACCUGCAAAUUAAAAGUUCCAACAUACACAAUGGGGAGAGUGAAAUGGUGUCCUAUGCAGUUGACAUUACUGUCCUGGCUCAAGUUGAUAUCAGAGGUGUUUCUUCUCCUGAUCAGCUGUUUUUACCCAUUGCAAACUGGAAGGAAGACCCUCAGAGUGAGGAGGAAUUGGGUCCAUUAGUUAUGCAUGUCUAUGAGUUACGAAACAAUGGACCAAGUGCUUUCAGCAAAGCUAUAUUGGAUCUGCAAUGGCCCUACAAGUUUAAGGACAACUUCUUGUUGUACGUAAUGGAAUACACAGCUGAGGGUCCUAUGAAUUGUACUUCAGACACAAUCGUCAACCCAUUGAAUUUAAAGAUUGCAGGUUCUAAGACAAACCAGUCGUCAUCUACAACUGCAGGUCCAGAAACUCGACGCCAAAGAAAACGCAGAAAUACAAAUGAGUUGGAGGGGAUUCAAGUGCUGGAAUGCGGUACUGUAGAAUGUAUGAAAAUAAACUGCCAAAUUGGUACACUGGAAAGGGGCAAGAGUGUAGUUCUGCACAUCAGGUCACGACUAUGGGCUGAAACGUUCAUGCAGAAAGAGAAUCAGUCCUAUUCCUUGAAUGCUUCAGCGACAUACAACGUCAUAGAAAUGCCAUAUAAAAAUUUCUCUGCUGAACUUCCCUCUGGAUUUAUUGUGGUCACCACCUUAGUGACUUGGGACAAGCCAACAGCUCCUCACCAGGUGCCAUUUUGGGUAAUUAUAUUGGCACUCCUGGCAGGUCUUCUACUUUUAGGUCUCCUGGUACUUAUCAUGUACAAGCUUGGUUUUUUCAAACGGGUCCGACCACCGCGUGAAGAUUCCAUUGAACGGCAGCAACUUCAGCCACAGGAAAUGAAUGGAGAUGGAACUGCAGAAGCGUAAACGCCACUUGACGUGAAAUAAACUGCCCAAACAAACAAACUUAAACCCUGGACUUGAAGUGAACAACCUAACUAACGUGGUAUGAAAUGAACUGCCAAGAAUGCAGUCUGCACUAGCAUCUUUAUUUGUAUUGACAUGGUUGUAGGUACAAUUGUUGAGCAAGAGCAAUAUAAAUUUAGCUUUGCUGGUUCCUACUGAUGUGGUUCAUGUAUUUCAUUGCACUGAUUAGCACUUCAAAAUCUGCAAAAUGCUGCAGGUUUAAAUGGUGAAAUUCUUGGCCACAGUUGUUGAUACACUUGCAGCAACCUGUAUUUUUCAUUUUAACUUUGGAAGUGCAAUAUCACGAUAGGUUAGUAGAUCCUCACUGAAAAGCAAAUUAUUAAGUCAUUUUAGAAUAAGACCUCUUAAAUGUACUAAUUGCUUACAUUUGUGAUUUAACAUCAUUUUUGUAAUAUUACCUGACUGUUGCCAAUAUACUUGGAGAAAAGAAAAUGGUUUUACAUUGAGAAUGUAUAUUAAAAAGUUUUGGAAUGUGAUUUGAUUGCCCAUAUUGGGUGAAUAGGGAGUAAUGUGGCCUGUAGUUUUGUUGCAUUUUAUUUUGGUUAACAGUGGAAAUUAUUGAGCAAAUGUACAAUGCACUACAGUGAACUAUUUUGAUACUACUUACUGUGGACUCUUCUUACCGGAAACCUUUCUAUUCCUUGGUUGCACUCUAUAGCAUAACAUAACCCAGAUUGUCACAGACUUGUGUUAUUGCAUCGAAAACCUAAAUGCAAUUCACUGCCCCAUCAGAUCAUCACAUAAUAUUCAGCUCACCCUUUUAUUCCUAUUCAUACAGACUGACCUUUUCCGAGCUGACAACCAAGUUGUAUUGCAAUUUUUUUUUUAAAGUUGCAUACAUUUGUGAAAUGUAGAUAAAGCUGUUUGGUUACUAAUGAUAACUGUGCUGCAUUUAAUAAAAAGAAAAUACACAAAUAUUUUCAGAAUUCUUUUUGAUCAGAAUAUCAGACAGUCUGUCUCCUUGUAGGUUUUAAAAUUUUAAAAAAAGGGAAAUGAGUAUUUUGGCAUGUAUCUUUUUAAAAUUUUACAUUUGUUCUUUUGAUAGCUUAUAUAUCUAUGGGGUGAUUGUAUUUCAUGGCUUUUUAAAGGGAAUAAAUGGGUUAUGAAGUUCA
Pristis pectinata (smalltooth sawfish) is the source of this 4825-nucleotide messenger RNA. RefSeq names its product integrin, alpha V (gene itgav). Lineage: Eukaryota; Metazoa; Chordata; Chondrichthyes; Rhinopristiformes; Pristidae. Gene Ontology annotation, cellular component: external side of plasma membrane; integrin complex. Gene Ontology annotation, molecular function: integrin binding. Bases 537 to 3653 code for a protein of 1038 amino acids. The transcript is spliced from 30 exons. The record is from RefSeq and is a predicted model, not a curated record. Gene Ontology annotation, biological process: cell-cell adhesion; cell adhesion mediated by integrin; angiogenesis.